Messenger RNA from Podospora anserina S mat+, 924 nucleotides. RefSeq lists its product as uncharacterized. The record is from RefSeq and is a predicted model, not a curated record. The coding region runs from base 1 to 924 and encodes 307 amino acids. The transcript is spliced from 4 exons. NCBI's taxonomy places the organism in Eukaryota, Fungi, Ascomycota, Sordariomycetes, Sordariales, Podosporaceae.
AUGGAGUUGGACAAGCUUGAUCUGGAGAAAGGGUUGUCCAUCCAGGAAGUCACGAGCAGUGAUGGUAGCCCCAUCAGCAACACGGAAAUCCUGAAUAGCUCAGAUUUUCCCUUCCCAGAGGCUGGAGGAGACGACAGCGGUGAGUGGCUCUUUUUCCCUGCCUGCGAAGCACAAUUCUCCUUCAUUUUGGACCACUGGGCUGCCAAGUCCAAAGAGACCUUCCAAGAGGUGAAGGAGUUGGAGAAGGAGAACCGAGCACAGGGGCAGGAUGACUAUAAGAAGUGCCUGACGAAAAAUGCUUUUGGUCGGAAGAAGCAGGAGCUUGUCGACAGGCUUACGAUGGAGUGUAAGGAACUCGGUAUGUCUUUUUAUUUUGUAGUCUGGAGCAAACUGUCAGAAGAGACAGGGCUAACCCACGACGGUCUGUAUAAAGGGACGGUUUUCACACUCGCCAACACCAUCAUGCAUCAGCAUUCGCCCAACCAGAACCUGACAGAGCAAUACCAUCUCUGUUGUUGGGACAGAGGACUGGACCCUGAAAACUCGGGCCGUGGAUUGCUUCCUGAAGGCUACCGGUCUCUAGGCCCACGGCCCAGCGCCAUCAACGACUUUGUAGUUUCCGCCGCGGAGACAUUGAGCAAAGCAGGUUCUAUCGUCAAGUCGUUUACAAUGAGCUAUCCCACCCUCCGCAUCCUAUCACAUCUCUUUAUCGUCCUCAUGGCAGUGAUCUUCUUCGUUCUUCCUGUUAUGAUAAUGUACCUAGUGCCCAUGAAGAAAAUUGACAGUAUGAUGGUUACCAUAACCUUCAGUCUCUUAUUCUGCGUUGGGUCGUUCUACUUUGGAGGUGGAAGCGGCGGGCUGCAGUCAGACCACAAGUUCCUGUUUCUCUUGAGUCUAUCUUCAAAGACUUGUCAGAUAGAUUAG